Messenger RNA from Ceratitis capitata (Mediterranean fruit fly), 4202 nucleotides. RefSeq lists its product as uncharacterized. Bases 338 to 3685 code for a protein of 1115 amino acids. Gene Ontology annotation, cellular component: meiotic nuclear membrane microtubule tethering complex; nuclear envelope. Gene Ontology annotation, biological process: nuclear envelope organization. Gene Ontology annotation, molecular function: protein-membrane adaptor activity. Lineage: Eukaryota; Metazoa; Arthropoda; Insecta; Diptera; Tephritidae. The record is from RefSeq and is a predicted model, not a curated record. The transcript is spliced from 8 exons.
CGGGUAGUUUUUGCUUUCUACUUCACUUUCGUUUUGUAGCCAUUCGUUAAUUGGCCGCUGAAAUAAAUAGAAUUGGGUGAAUUUAUGCGGAAAGCGUUUGCGGCAAUCGGAGAAUAAAUUUUCUUCACCAAUUACUGAACUAAGUGUAUUUUUCUAAAUAAUCAGUGUAUAAAAAAUUCAAACAAAUUAAUCAUAGUUGGCUUUAAUAAAUGUUACAGUAAAUUUGAAUAGUGCAUAGUUAUUUUCAUUUUUCAACGUCAAAUAAAUAACAGUCGGCGUUCCCAAUUGCAAUACAAUUGAUUGACCUCUUCUGCAAAGUGUAUACAUCACCAACACAAUGAGUGAUUAUCAAAUAGAGACGCGUCGACGUUCACGUUCGAAAACCCCGUUUCUACGUUCUAAUUGUGACCACGAGAACUGCGAGCACGCCGGCAAGGAGGGACACAUACAUCAUCAUCAGCAUCAGAAAAAGAAGGCGCCCAAUGUGCAAACUAUUUUGGAGGAAACCGUUGAGGUGAAGUCUUCUUCUACUAUAUCACCAGAGAAACAAACACAAAAAACAAAAACAUCAGAUUACUCCAGCGAAGACACAAGUCCAGAAAGUAAAACCAAAAAAAGUAUAACCAAUAUCAUCGAAGAGUCAUCGAAAAACUCCAAACAAAUGUCGUCGUCCUCCACGAAUAGGACCACCACCACAACAACCAGCACAACGGUUGUUACGAAAAGUAAACGCUUAGCUGGCGGCAGCAGCAGCGUUGGUGGCGCAGCGACUUCAACGCCAAAGGCCAUACAGAAUUAUUUGCAAGAAAGUUUCGCAUCACAAUUCACUGGUGGCGGUGGCCCAGAGGCAGCGGCACAGCGCUUUAAAGAAAUCACACAGAAUGUGCUCAAUGCAGAAUUUGAGCGUUCACAACAAUCGUCUAAGGCCGCUGCCGGUGCUGCUGGUAGCAAUAAUAGCAGCAUUAAUAAAUCAUACAGCCAAAUUUUGAGUAAUUCAAAUGGCGACCUUAGCGAUCACAUUGCAUAUCUGGAAUAUAAACGCGCUGGCGAAUACUGGAACACCACACCAAAAACGGAUUAUACCUACUCGGAGCAUUCGCCAUAUCGGCGCGAAUUGGCACCCGGCAUUGUUGCCAUGCCGAACAUGUCACGUACUGGUCUGAAAAAUCACAAUGAUCGCAUCAACUACAUGAUUCAACGUGACCCCGCCCAGGAGGAGUACAUACGUCGUCGUUAUGAAGCGUCGCGAUAUGCGCAAAAUCGUAGAGCCACCGAGAAACUUGCCUAUGAUUCGGGUGAUGAAAUAGAUUUCCAACUUGAUAGCUACCGUAAACGACAGAAUAAUAAAUAUUUACAAGAACAGCAGGAAUCGUGGUAUAUGCGUAUCAUCACAACCAUUCUCACCACAAUAACCAAUGCGUGGGCGACUAUAAGUGGUGAAGGUGGUGAUAUUGGUACAGGUGGUGGUGUGGCUGCUGGCUAUAACAGUUCGUUGUAUAGAACAAACUACGGUCAGGAGAAACGAGGUUUCUUCGGCUCCAUUGUGCACGGCAUUUCAUCUUCAAUAACUCGGUUAUUUCGUUAUAUUUAUUUACUAAUCUCAUAUGUGCUCUGUCUGGAUACUUGGCUGCUGCAAUCGCGUAGUGCCGAUAACAAUGGCAAAAAGCGUGGUUUGCUCCUAAUACUGAUUUUAGCGCCUUUGUUGCUGUUAGGGGCAUGGUGGUGGCUACAGGACGAUGAAAAUCGGUUAUAUUACGUGGAACGUGCGCAAGCCGUUGUGCCACUCUCAUUACUGGCUAGUUGGCAGAGUGCUUUAUAUGCCACCGGCAGCUCACUCAGAGGCUACUUCCUCCAAUUGCCCGAUAAUGUGAGGAGCUCAUUUAAUCAAUACUACUCUAGUUAUAUAGCUGCAGGUGACGCUGCUGCAGGCAGUGGAGCUGGUGAAGAGCACAUCCAUAACAUUGAGCAGCGUUUGCAAAAAGCGCUUACUGCCGAAGAGUACGAGAAUAUCUUAAAUCAUGUCAAUAGUUAUGUACAACAACUGAUCGAUUUGAAGUUGGAAAAGCAACAACAUGAGCAGACAUCACGUGCUGAACAACUGAGCCCGACGCAGAUACAUUUGAUUGUCCAAUUGUUGCGAGAGAACUUGGAACGUUUUGCACUAGAACAGCAAGCUUCGAGGGGCGCUAGUGUGAGGUUGGCUGAGCUGAAUGAGUCAGAUGUGUUGCGACUGGCUGAGUUAGUGCGUGCACAGCUGGAGACUAGUGGUUGGGCUGAGAGACCAGUGCCGUUGUCUAAUGAGAAUUUAAUAAAAAUUAAACGCUUGAUAGGUGAACACUUCGAGUUGCAUGCUCACGAACACUACACGCUGCGCUUAGAGCAAGUUGAUUUGGACGCAUUGUUGUUGCGUAUUUUAAGUGCACCACAGCUGGCGAAAUAUGUUGAUACGCGCAUCGGUGCGGCGUUCGAAAGUAAGCGCGGACAGAUACUAGAAACCGAAAAGGCGAGAGAGGGUUCCGGCAACACAGAAACCCAUAGCGAGCAACAACGUUUGAUUAAUGAACUAAAUAAUGAGAUUGCUUUUAUCAAAUUGGCGCUCUCCGAUAGGCUAUCUGAGAACGACGGUCUACAUCAAUCGAUAAGCAAAUUGAAAGUCACUCAGGACGAUUUACUAAAACGCCUGCAGGAUCAUGAAUUGGCUACAGAUAAACGUUUCAGUGGCUUAUUGUCGGAGAUUGAAAGCAAAUUGGCGGCGCUCAAAGAUGAUAAUUUUAAAUUACUUAAUCAACAAAUCAAGUUGUCGCUGGUAGAAAUACUCGGUUUCAAAGAGCGUACACCAGCUGGAGCUACCUUGGAGGAUAUCGACUUACAAAAUUGGGUGCGUAGCAUGUUUGUGGCGAAGGAUUAUCUGGAAGAGCGUUUAUUAGCACUCAACAAAGGAACGGACAAUAAGAUACGCGAUGAGAUCGAUCGUUCCGGCAUGUUGCUAAUGAGGGAUAUUAGUGAGCGACUGAAACAUGAAAUACUUGUAGCUGUUGAGGCAAAACACAAUGAGAGUCUGUUGGCGGUGAAAGGUCAAAUCAAUUCGGCGCUGUCCGAGAAUGAGGUGCAAAAGAUUGUAAAAUCGGUGUUGGCCAUAUAUGAUGCCGAUAAAACCGGUCUAGUGGACUUUGCGUUAGAGUCUGCAGGUGGACAAAUACUCUCGACACGCUGUACUGAAAAUUAUCAAACCAAAUCAGCACAAAUAUCCAUAUUCGGCAUACCACUCUGGUAUCCGACGAAUACGCCACGUAUUGCUAUUUCACCACAAGUGCAACCCGGUGAAUGCUGGGCAUUUCAAGGUUUUCCGGGAUUUUUGGUUUUAAAACUCAACUCAUUGGUAUAUGUAACCGGCUUCACGUUAGAACACAUACCUCGAUCUCUUUCGCCAAACGGACGUAUCGACUCAGCGCCACGAAAUUUCACAGUUUGGGGUCUCGAGCAUGAAAAGGAUUACGAGCCGGUACUCUUCGGUGAGUAUGAGUACGUCGAUAACGAUGCCUCCUUGCAAUAUUUUCCAGUUAAAAAUCUGGAUAUCAGGCGACCGUAUGAAAUUGUAGAAUUGCGCAUCGAGUCAAAUCACGGACAGGCACAAUACACGUGUCUUUAUCGCUUCCGCGUACAUGGUAAACCACCGGCAGCGUAGAUCAUCAUUACCAAUCAACAGGCCAUAUAAACUAAACAUAUGAAUGUAGUUUAUUGUAAAAAAUAAGAUAGUUUAAUUUAUUUUCUUAUCAGUACUUACAAUUGCAAACUAAAUUAUUGUAAACUUUGUGCCUUAAAGUAUGCGGAAACUAAUGCUGAGAAGAGAGCAAAGUUGCACAGUUUGGAAUUGCAGGCCUUAAGUAUCUAACCUCAAACACUUAUUAAUCCUAACCAUACGUUACUAAGAGUCAAUAUAUUUUUAGAGCUCAAAAACACAAUUGUAAAUAUAUUAAAAAAUAAAUAAUGCUGCCACAGUGAAGAAUAUGAAAUAUUAUACAUACAUAAAUAUCGCAUAAGUCCUACAUAUGAAUAAGGUUUCCUACGUUGAUUUAAAACAUGAAUUUAUUCACACAAAAAAGAGGCAAAUUAGCGUUAGGUGUAAAAUAUUAAGUUACAAUUUAUACCAUUUUAAGAAUUUUUUUAAUUUAUUUAAUAGUGUUAAGUUAUGGUAUUCAAAA